CGGAGCGGAGCGCGCAUGCGCGGUCGCCUUUGUGUGGGUCGAGCAGCGGCAGCGGCGGCGGUGGCAGUGGCAGUGGCUGUCCCACUGGCAGACGGGCUAGAGGGGAGUCCGGGCGGCGUCCGGCGUGGGAGCCGGGGAACCACCAUGGUAAAGAAGCGGAAAGGCCGCGUGGUGAUCGACUCGGACACGGAGGACAGCGGCAGCGACGAGAACCUGGAUCAGGAGCUCUUGUCCCUGGCAAAGCGGAAGCGCAGUGACUCUGAGGAGAAGGAGCCGCCUGUGAGUCAGCCUGCAGCCUCCUCAGACUCUGAGACGUCGGACAGUGAUGAUGAGUGGACGUUCGGGAGCAAUAAAAAUAAGAAGAAAGGAAAGGCCAGAAAAAUAGAGAAGAAAGGAACCAUGAAGAAACAGGCCAAUAAAACUGCUUCAUCAGGCAGUUCGGACAAAGACAGUUCAGCUGAGAGCUCAGCCCCUGAGGAAGGUGAAGUGUCGGAUUCUGACAGCAACAGCUCCUCCUCCAGUUCAGACUCUGACUCCUCUUCUGAAGAUGAAGAGUUCCAUGAUGGCUACGGGGAAGACCUCAUGGGGGAUGAGGAGGACAGGGCUCGUCUGGAGCAGAUGACAGAGAAGGAAAGAGAGCAAGAACUCUUCAACCGCAUUGAGAAGAGGGAGGUGUUGAAAAGAAGAUUUGAAAUUAAGAAAAAACUAAAAACAGCCAAAAAGAAAGAAAAGAAAGAAAAAAAGAAAAAGCAAGAAGAGGAGCAAGAAAAGAAAAAGCUGACACAGAUUCAAGAAUCUCAGGUAACAUCCCACAACAAGGAACGGCGUUCCAAACGGGAUGAGAAACUAGAUAAAAAAUCUCAAGCCAUGGAGGAGCUAAAAGCAGAGAGAGAGAAACGGAAGAACAGAACAGCUGAGCUCCUCGCCAAAAAACAGCCAUUAAAAACCAGUGAGGUAUACUCUGACGAUGAGGAGGAGGAGGAAGAUGACAAAUCCAGUGAAAAGACAGACCGCUCAUCCCGAACAUCAUCCUCUGAUGAAGAAGAAGAGAAAGAAGAGAUCCCUCCGAAAUCACAACCAGUGUCCUUACCCGAAGAACUGAAUCGGGUUCGAUUAUCACGGCAUAAGCUGGAACGUUGGUGUCAUAUGCCCUUCUUUGCUAAAACUGUCACAGGAUGUUUUGUACGGAUUGGCAUUGGAAACCACAACAGCAAACCAGUUUACCGGGUUGCUGAGAUCACGGGUGUUGUGGAAACCGCCAAGGUUUACCAGCUUGGUGGCACCAGAACAAACAAAGGGCUACAGCUACGGCAUGGCAAUGACCAACGGGUAUUCCGCCUAGAGUUUGUCUCAAACCAAGAAUUCACUGAAAGCGAAUUCAUGAAGUGGAAAGAAGCGAUGUUUUCUGCUGGCAUGCAGUUGCCCACUCUAGAUGAAAUCAAUAAGAAGGAAUUAUCUAUUAAAGAAGCUCUUAAUUAUAAAUUUAAUGAUCAAGACAUUGAAGAGAUUGUAAAAGAGAAAGAAAGGUUCAGGAAAGCUCCGCCUAACUAUGCCAUGAAGAAGACUCAGCUGCUAAAGGAAAAGGCCAUGGCAGAGGACCUGGGGGAUCAGGACAAGGCCAAACAAAUCCAAGACCAGCUGAAUGAGCUGGAGGAGCGGGCAGAGGCCCUGGACCGCCAGCGGACCAAGAACAUAUCUGCUAUUAGUUACAUCAACCAGCGGAACCGGGAAUGGAAUAUUGUGGAGUCUGAGAAGGCCCUUGUGGCUGAAAGUCACAACAUGAAAAACCAACAGAUGGAUCCCUUUACCAGACGGCAAUGCAAACCUACCAUCGUUUCUAAUUCCAGAGACCCAGCUGUUCAAGCUGCCAUCUUGGCCCAGCUGAAUGCAAAGUAUGGUUCUGGAGUGUUACCAGAUGCUCCAAAGGAAAUGAGCAAGGGUCAAGGAAAGGAUAAAGAUUUGAAUUCUAAGUCAGCCAGUGACCUCUCAGAAGACUUGUUCAAAGUACAUGAUUUUGAUGUGAAGAUUGAUUUACAAGUUCCCAGCUCAGAAUCAAAGGCUUUGGCCAUCACCUCCAAGGCUCCACCAGCCAAGGAUGGGGCUCCCAGGAGAUCUCUGAACUUGGAAGACUACAAAAAGCGACGGGGGCUUAUUUGAGCUCACCCAGCCUGCUGCUUCUGACCCUGCAUGCCCAUCAGUGUCCCACCUUUCCUCUCCUUUUUGUGCCCUCUUUGGGCUGGAGCAGCAGUAGAAACUGGGAAGAGACUCUAAACUGCCAGUCAUCUGUAAUAUAAACCAUUUGCUGUAUAGACUUCCCUUGUCUGCACCAUCUUCCAUCAACUCUCCCACCUCCAGGCCUCACCCAGUGUGGACCUGGGCUCUCUUGGGCUUUAUCCAUGUCUUUAGAUUUGUGUUUGCCUUAUUUUUUUUUAAACCAGCACAGUUCAUUGGCCACUCUGCACGCAUUCAGUAUUACCGUGAAGCUGGGAUUCUUGCUGGAGCCCCUGGUGGUGAUAGCAGCAGCACUGGGCAGUCUCCUCUCUGGAUUGCCUUGAAUCCAAACAUUGAACAUUUGGAACCUGGCCCUGGUGGAGGGAGUGGGUUCUGGGCACCUACAGUCCUCCAUCCUCUCUCCUCAUCUUACUCUUCUUCCCAUCUCUGUGGAAGAGGGGUUUUCAAAAUCAAUUUAGUUUCCAAAAAGUGUACAUUUGUGGGGAGGGAGGGGUGUCUAUUUGAGAGAGAGAGUGUGUGUGUGUGUGUGUGUGUGUGUGUGUGUGUGUGUGUGUGUGUGCAAGUGUGUGGAUUUUUUUAUCAUUUUUUAAAAAUGCAGUACUCUUUGUAUCAGUCUGUCAUGGGUCUAUAGCUGUUUCAGAUUUUUUUCAGCUGUACUGGAGCAUCUGAAACUGCAAGAAAGAAACUCAUUAAAUGUGAUUCUUCUUAAUAAACAGGCCUGACUGCUGUAGCUGUGUAACUCCCCUUCCCCACCUCCUCUUCCUCAUCACCUCCCCACCUCGAAGAAAACUCCCCAGUUUGGCCCCUUCCCUAUAGUCUGUGUCCUGGCAGGUGGGAGGGAAGCCCACGGCCAAGUCCCAGGGAGGGCAGUGCAGGUGUCUUGCUCAUCCCAUGGGUACAGAACACAGCUUCUUGCCUGAGCGUAGGGGGAAUCUUUUCCCACCCCAUGUACUUGUAUCUUUCUAGUGAUUCUGUUUUGCUCUUUCAGUAAGAAUAAUAUUUUGUUUUUAAGAGAAAGUAUUUAACAUGAUGUGGAGAGAAAGAACACAAAAAGAUUUAGAUUGCAAAUGUUACAAGCAUGUGCAGUUUUGUGUGUGUGUAUACAUAUAUAUAUGUGUGUGUGUAUACAUAUAUAUAUUGUGCAGCUAGGGUGAAGCCAGCAAAGAAGUGUGUAUGUCUUUAUGAAAUGUUUGAAAAGAGAUAAGCUGACUGCUUGAUAAUCAUUCUCAGGUGUAAAGCUCCAAGUGUAAAUAAAAGUGGCAUUUAACAAAUCUUUUCAGAACAAAGUACAGCUGACUAUAUAUACCAAGAACUAAGCUAAAGAAACAGCUGAGAGCUGCUGAUUCCCAUGAGAGCGAGAGGAAAUCUAGCUAGAAGCUCUGCUUUGUAUUUCUUCUCUACUGUUCUUUAAGGACGUGGGGUGAUGGGAAAUCAUGGAGUUAAGUUGUAUUUAAACAUAAAAAUGAACUUGCUAAUAACUCUUCUGGGUUUAGUAGAGCCUCAGCAUUGCUUUAACUUAGUUUACACUUUUUUAUUUUAAAAAAUGCAGUAAUGAAUGGUUUUUAAAAAGUAUUGUGACUGUAAAAUUGAUAAAUAUAACUGUAACACAGCUAUGUGGUAGCUGUGACACAGUUCAGUUGGGCAAAGGAGUGGUGAUGGACUCAUUAAAAUCAUAUAUACUUGAAUAGUCCAUUGACCGGAACCCUUUAUAGACUAUUGUAUAAAUGUGGAAUCACAGACUGUUAAAUGUUGCCUGAACUCCAGCAGAGUCCCGGAGGCUGCUGGGACCUCUCCUAUCAUGACUGACUUGGACUUUUUUCUCUUUCCUGGUUUUAAAAGACAUGAAAUUAUAGAAUCCAUAGAAUUUGCUGGAGUCAUUCUGAUUCACCAUGUAGACCUGUAUUUAAUAUCAUUUGGAUUUUGGAGAAGUGUCAAUUACAUUAUGGCUGUGUAAUAAAAUUUUUAUUAAAACUGCAUCACACUGUAGCCACUUCACCACUACCUCCCCACAUGCAGCUGCUGAAACUUUCGUUCUGAGACGCCAAAAUAGCAGGGAGAAAAGCCAACCAAAGAAGACCGAAAGUUAACUCAUCACUGAGUAGCCUACUUGGUGAUUGCAAUCAAGACUGAGGACUUGGCUCCAGUCUCAACUGAGGCAGGGCCUCGGAACUGAAAUCCUACCCAGGCAUAAGACAUGAAAUUAUAGAAUCAGCUGGGCUUCUUGGUGGUUCACAGUAUUUCUUGUUUUCUUGUGCUGGGAAAUUGCUGCAGGGCCUCCCUGCUCCACACCCCACCCCUACCCCCCACAAUGUGGUUUCAGUGUUGAUGGGUGCAGUACCUAAGGCUGUUUUAUACAUUUUUCACUUCCUUCCAAGAAGCAAAAAGGCCAGUGUCCAUAUGCCUAACUCAUGAUGUAUAGGUCUGUUUGUCUGUCUUGCUUCUGACAGGUGCAGGGAAAGUCUACGCCUGCAACUUCCCUUGAAAAAUAAUGCUUUUGUUUUCUUUGUUUCUGUUGUGAAAUCCUGACCUGUCACACAAACUGUACAGAUAUUUGUAAAUAAAUUUUAUGCCGUUUUAACAA
Myotis myotis is the source of this 4813-nucleotide messenger RNA. RefSeq names its product RTF1 homolog, Paf1/RNA polymerase II complex component (gene RTF1). NCBI's taxonomy places the organism in Eukaryota, Metazoa, Chordata, Mammalia, Chiroptera, Vespertilionidae. Gene Ontology annotation, molecular function: RNA polymerase II C-terminal domain phosphoserine binding; DNA binding. The coding region runs from base 16 to 2157 and encodes 713 amino acids. The transcript is spliced from 18 exons. The record is from RefSeq and is a predicted model, not a curated record. Gene Ontology annotation, cellular component: Cdc73/Paf1 complex.